Messenger RNA from Drosophila willistoni, 1036 nucleotides. RefSeq lists its product as uncharacterized. The coding region runs from base 48 to 653 and encodes 201 amino acids. Lineage: Eukaryota; Metazoa; Arthropoda; Insecta; Diptera; Drosophilidae. The transcript has 4 exons. The record is from RefSeq and is a predicted model, not a curated record.
AUGCAUUCUUUGGUCGAUCCUUAGUGUUACAUAAAGUAUCGGUGAAAAUGUUUAGUCUUGGCAAAUCGUUUUUGGCCUUUACAUUUCUAUUAUUAUUAUUGGGAUGCUAUGUCUGUAUCUAUCAAGAAUACUUUCAAUCCGCUUGUUCCAAACCCUUUGUACAGAUUGGCCGAAAUUGUUAUUUUUUCUCCACAAACAAAGCGGCAUCAUAUGAAUUCUACAAGGUGUCCUAUAAGAAUCGUGUAUUUAGCGUUCCCAUAAUGAUGGACUGGCUUCAUGCCAAUUUUGGUUGUGAAACUCUUGAUUCACAAGCUCGAUUGAUAACACUGCAAAAUGCUGACGAAAUGCGUCUACUUGUCGAUUAUAUUCGGGAUCACACCCAUGCCGAUACACAUCCUAUGUUCUGGAGUGGUGGUCAUCGUGGCCGUGCCAACGAUGGCAUGGAUAUCGAUCAUCGCACUCUUAUUGAUUUCUAUUGGCAUGAUGAUUAUUUUCCAAUGAAUUUCACCAAUUUUGCCCGAGAUGUUCCGUUGCAAAAAACAUAUUCGGAUGGGUUUUGCGUGUCUCUGGAGUUCACAGGCAAUGAACUAAUUAUGGGUGUGGCUUCGUGUGAAAAGAGAAUGUCCUUUGUUUGCGAAUUGAGGUUACUUUGAGAUUAAGAUGUGGUUUCAAGUGAAUCAAGUAAAUAACACACACUGUUAUCAUCUUUAACCCCUUAUCAUGUACAUAUAUAAGUGGCUGUAAGUGAAAAAACCACAUUUCAUCACACCCUGUUUAUGCAUUCCAUGGAAUUACUGCGUGAUUAGUAAAAUAAGUGUAAAACCCCUUAAUAACCAGAAUGCCGUUGCUAAUUUUUUUUGUUACUCUUUUCUUACCUAUAGAGACCUAGCUAUAUAAAUGUGGAAAAACGUUUUAUUUGAAAAGUGUAACGAUCUUGCGAUCGAACGACCUGAGGUCUGCUAAAUAAUACAUUCAUUCGAUCUUGAUGAGAUUUGACACAGUCAUUAACAGAUUCAUUAAAGUGCAAAAUAUUAAA